AGUUCUAAAUUGACACCCUUAGAGUUGAGUGUCCAUGUUUCCAUCUCUCUUUCCGCUCCCAUUCCUUACUCUCCGUAACAUUCCUUGUGGAGUGAACCAAGAAAUUCUUUCACAAAAUUUAAACCAAAUAAUUCACGUGUCAAGCAGCAAAGGAACAAAUCCACUGCAAUGUCGUGACUCUGCCAUUCAACAUGGGUAGGAGAGAGAGACGUAUAGAAGCACUGGCAUAGCUCCUCAUGGCCUUGGAACAUAGUUCCUCUCUUUCUCCAUGUCGGUAACAUUCUCCCCACCUUCUCCUUUUGACUCCGGCCGUCAAAUGAUGAGGUUGUUGUUUUGAGAGACUAGCAUACAUGGCUAUGAAUAGAAAAUUUUACUCAUCUUUCUGUAACCCGGAUGAUAAUAUGUACUUGUUUCUCUCUCUUGGUUGCCUUUGAUUCUCUUUCCAUUAAAAAAAAAUAUAUGUUCCCUACACAACCGUCCAUCCCUUCCUUGUUCCACACUUUUACCUUGUGACCGGUGGUUCGAUUCGAAAUUUGGAACGGCUCCCUGGAAGAAGCAAGCCAUGAAAACGAUAGCAGGGUAUCACACUUCUCCAACGGGGAAAAAAAAUGAUAUUGGUCUACCUUCUUUCUUUUUCUAUUGCUCCGUUAGCUUUGAUAUACUAUCCUACUAGAAGCACUCUUCGUCCAUGGCGGAUGAUGAAAAAGAAGACAACGAGAAGCAGAAAUGGAGAAGCUACCGGUGGUUUUACAACUUCGUCCCGUCCCUGCAAUCGCAGCUGUUGAAGAUCGAUUCUUGAAGAAGUUCAGAUUUCCCAAGGCCUGGGAGUCGUCGAUGCCCAUGAACCUCUUCUUGACCACACAAGCGCAGUCAGUGAGAGCCCUUCUUUGCUCUAGCGGUACCCAUGUCACAGCCGACGCCCUUCGAUGCCUUCCCUCUCUUCAAUGCAUCGUCACUGCCAGCGCCGGUCUCAACCACAUCAAUUUGGCCGAGUGUCGGCAGAGGGGCAUUGCCAUAGCUAAUUCUGGCGACUCUUUCUCUGAAGACGCUGCUGAUUACGCAAUUGGGCUCUUUCUUGAUGUCCUCAGACGUAUCUUCGCCGGCGACCGGUUCGUCCGCCGGGAAUUCUGGCCUACGAAGGGCGUGUAUCCUCUAGGCUCCAGGUCAAGAGGUAAACGAGUGGGGAUUGUUGGUCUAGGACAAAUAGGCUCUGAAGUUGCAAAAAGGCUUCUGGCCUUUGGCUGCAGCAUCUCUUACAACUCAAGGAAGAAGAAGCCAUCUAUUGCAUUUCCAUACUAUUCAGAUGUCCGUGACCUUGCAGCUAAUAGUGUUGUUCUCAUUCUUUGUUGUGCAUUGACCAAGGAAACACACCACAUCAUUAACAGGGAUGUAUUAUUAGAACUGGGAGAGAAAGGGGUUAUCAUCAACGUUGGACGGGAUGAUCUUAUUGAUGAGAAGGAACUGAUUCUGUGUUUGAUGCAAAGAGAAAUUGGAGGUGCUGGUCUGGAUGUGAUUGAGAAUGAGCCUGAUGUGCCCAAAGAGCUUCUUGUGUUAGAUAAUGUUAAAUUGUCUCCACAUAGAGCUGUGUGGACACCAGAAUCCCUUCUGUCAUUGCAGGAUUUAACGAUAGCCAACUUGGAGGCUUUCUUCUCGGAUAAACCAUUGGUUUCAGAAUUCAGAGGUGAAGGAUGAUUGAGAAGACCAUCCAUUAGGUAAUAAUAGAAAAGGAUUCAAACUACUUCUAUGUAAGAUCCCUUGGUUUCUUUUUUUUAUCCUUUUACAAAACUUUAUGUAGAUUAUUGUUCUUGCUUGUAAGCAUAUGACUGAUUUGUAGUGGUACAUUAUUAUAGUUUGUUGUAUAAGCAUGCGUUUGAUUUGUAAUGGUGCAUUAGGUUAUUAGUCGA
Messenger RNA from Macadamia integrifolia, 1904 nucleotides. RefSeq names its product glyoxylate/hydroxypyruvate reductase HPR3-like. Gene Ontology annotation, molecular function: NAD binding; glyoxylate reductase (NADPH) activity; hydroxypyruvate reductase [NAD(P)H] activity. Lineage: Eukaryota; Viridiplantae; Streptophyta; Magnoliopsida; Proteales; Proteaceae. The transcript is spliced from 2 exons. Bases 727 to 1692 code for a protein of 321 amino acids. The record is from RefSeq and is a predicted model, not a curated record. Gene Ontology annotation, cellular component: cytosol.